Microdochium trichocladiopsis is the source of this 945-nucleotide messenger RNA. RefSeq lists its product as uncharacterized. The record is from RefSeq and is a predicted model, not a curated record. Lineage: Eukaryota; Fungi; Ascomycota; Sordariomycetes; Xylariales; Microdochiaceae. Bases 54 to 917 code for a protein of 287 amino acids. The transcript has a single exon.
GCCCUGUACAUCAGCAUGGGCCAGUUCAUUCAGAAGCGGGAACCGACGCGCUCAUGCGUCAGACAAUUUCUUCAACCCUCCCUUCGCCUCACCUGAUUCUGCCAAACCUCGAAGCAGACGAUGACACUUCCCCCGAAGACAUGCUGCACCAGGCUCUCAGUGGGCCAUUAUUCGAGUUCUACUACCGCCUACAGCUCCUCUCCGGUCACGUUGCCCGGCUCACGCACUAUCACCGGUCCCGCAUCACCGCCGACGACCAGGAUGCUGUCGCCGCCUGCAUCGCGUCGAUCAGGGUCCGCCUUCACAAUCUCUGGGCGACGACACGCACGGGUGACAUCGGCAAGAUGACCACCUGCGGCCUCGACGCACAAGCGCUGCGUUCCCAGCUGGCGCCAGACGUAGGCGCGCGGCUCGUGCUGCUGAUGCGCCUGUGUGAGGCGGCGUAUCAUGCCGAGAUUGUAGAGCUCGAUCGCGUCCUGGGAGAUCCGGUGCAGAUGUACAGUAGCGAGUCGAGGGCCUCUGUGAAGGCAAUCAUGGCGCUGGUGAGUGCUGCCAUGGAAGAGGCACAGAGCGGCUUUCGCUAUCAUGGGUCCAUCCGCGUGUGCCAGGAUGGAGCGCACGGCAGAUAUCUGACUUUAGCCGAGCAACGGCCUGAUAUCGUGGAAGAUAGCAAGGCGCGACUGAGUGCCGGCUUUCUGCGGCCCCUGUUUCUGUGCGCCAUCGAAACCAUCGACGAUGCCGGACAGACGGCGCAGGCCGUGAAGAGGAUGUCUGAGAUUGGCGACCCUGUCUAUCGGAGCGACUUCUUCGCUGCUUUUGGUCAGGCGUUGGCUGAGACUCAGCAGCGCAAGGACAGAAGAGUCACGUCUCGGUACUUUUGUCUUUGGUUCUUUGGCAUAUCGCCGCCGUUCAUGUAGUCCAGUUUUGGCCAAAGUAAUUAGUGAC